AGAUUUAUCCCUGGAUCCAACUUGCCUCACCUAUAUAUCUUCCAAGCAAGACUUGUGCACAUAGCUGGACCUUCUCUUCUUGAUCUGGCCAACAAGAUCGGUGGCGCACAGGUAUCGGGUCAUCACUUGGUCUCUGAAUUCUCAGGAUUGGAGUUGAAGAAGAGCAUCAUGCUUGGUGGGCAGAGCGAGACCGUCAAGUACAGGGUCUUUGCUGGAACAUGGAACGUGGGCGGCUUGGCGCCGCCGGAUGACCUGGACUUGGAGGAUUGGCUGGACACGAAGAACGACUCCUACGACAUCUAUGUUCUUGGGUUCCAGGAGAUUGUGCCGCUGAACGCGAGGAACGUGCUUGGCCCCAAGCAGAGGCGGGCGGCCAUGAAGUGGCAGCUGCUCAUCGGCGACGCAUUGAACAGCACGAGGCAUGGAGCUGCAGGAAUGCAUGGUCAAGGACAGGGGGGCGCGUUCAGGUGCCUCAUGAGCAAGCAGAUGGUCGGAAUCUUCGUGUCGGUCUGGACGAGGAGCAGCCUCUGCCGGCACGUCCGCCACCCCGGCGUGUGCAGCGUCGGCGCCGGCGUCCUCGGCCGGCUCGGCAACAAGGGCGCGGUGUCCGUCCGGUUCUUGCUCCACGGCACGAGCUUCUGCUUCGUCUGCUGCCACCUGGCCUCAGGCGGCGAGAAGGGCGACGCGCUGCGCCGGAACGCCGACGCCGCGGGCAUCCUCUCCAGGACCAGCUUCCUCGGCUUCGGCGGCGUGGCGGCAGCACCCGGUGAGGUGCCCAAGAAGAUUCUUGGCCAUGACCGCGUGGUGUUGCUCGGCGACCUCAACUACCGGAUCGCCAUGGACGAUGACGAAGCACGGCAGCUGGUGAGGGCCAGGAAAUGGGGCAUGCUGCUGGAGGGCGACGAGCUGCUGCUGGAGCUCUCCAGUGGCCGUCAGUUCCACGGCUGGCACGAGGGCCACGUCACCUUCGCCCCGACCUACAAGUAUAGCCGCAACUCCGACCACCUCCACUGGUGCGCUGACGGCGUCGCCGCCGGCCGCGAGAAGCAGCACCGCGCGCCGGCAUGGUGCGACCGCAUCCUCUGGCGCGGGAAGGGGAUGAAGCAGGUCCGGUACGAGCGCUGCGGUUGCUACCGGCUCUCCGAUCACCGCCCGGUCAGGGCUUUGUUCCACGCCGUGUGCGAACUGGCGGAUGGCUAAGCUGUAGGCUAGCUUGCGUGCUUUGAAUGAAAAGCGUUUAAUUAACAAACGAGACUCUUAAUUUUACAAAGUGUUCAAAAAUUUCGGCCAGAAAUUUCACACGGAACUGGUUACUGGUUCCUGCAUCGAUGCGCUUUCAAGCUGGUUUGCGCCUGAUUCCUAUCUGCUGGAGAAAAUUGGAGCACAUUUUCUGUUCUCGGCUGAGGAUAUAUGGAACCAAAGGAUCAUUGACCAAUUAAUUAUCUGACAGGUUAUUGUCCACACCUGAUUCAUGUGCCGGAGGCAUACAACUUUGUGCGCCGGGUCAACUCGAUGAAACCAGUUUUUCGUGGUUUCAACAAGAUGCAUGUCUUCACUA
Zea mays is the source of this 1558-nucleotide messenger RNA. RefSeq names its product putative inositol polyphosphate phosphatase (synaptogenin-like) family protein. The coding region runs from base 169 to 1200 and encodes 343 amino acids. Gene Ontology annotation, biological process: phosphatidylinositol dephosphorylation. The record is from RefSeq and is a predicted model, not a curated record. Gene Ontology annotation, molecular function: phosphatidylinositol-4,5-bisphosphate 5-phosphatase activity; inositol-polyphosphate 5-phosphatase activity; phosphatidylinositol-3,4,5-trisphosphate 5-phosphatase activity. Lineage: Eukaryota; Viridiplantae; Streptophyta; Magnoliopsida; Poales; Poaceae. The transcript is spliced from 7 exons.